This is a messenger RNA of Hippocampus comes (tiger tail seahorse), 1664 nucleotides long. Its product is annotated as protein CYR61-like. The transcript is spliced from 6 exons. Bases 130 to 1293 code for a protein of 387 amino acids. NCBI's taxonomy places the organism in Eukaryota, Metazoa, Chordata, Actinopteri, Syngnathiformes, Syngnathidae. Gene Ontology annotation, molecular function: heparin binding; integrin binding. Gene Ontology annotation, biological process: positive regulation of cell differentiation; positive regulation of cell migration; signal transduction. The record is from RefSeq and is a predicted model, not a curated record. Gene Ontology annotation, cellular component: extracellular region.
AGGUUGGUUGUCCCCGGAGGGGAACACUUGGACAAAGACCCGAAAAGGGACUGAGCUAUUUAGGACUGACUAUUCUUUAGUGGAGCUGACUUUGAAAUUAGAUAUACAUAAAUACAUGAACCUUAUUUAAUGAGCAUGGAUUAUGCAAUGUAUUUUAUUUUGAUGACGACAGCCUUCAUCUCACAGGUGAUAGCUAUCUGUCCCGCGACAUGUGAGUGUCCCGCGGGCCACCCGGUGUGCCCUCCGGGGAUUAGCACUGUGCCAGAUGGAUGCGGGUGCUGCAAGGUGUGCGCCGCGCAGCUUAACCAAGACUGCAGUUCCAUGAAGCCUUGCGACCAUCACAAAGGGCUGGAGUGCAAUUACGGCAACGACAUCACACAGGCUUGGGGCGUGUGCCGAGCCAAAUCGGAAGGACGCACGUGCGACUACAGCGGCAGGAUCUACCAGAAUGGCGAGAGCUUCCGCGUGGGCUGCAAGCACCAGUGUACCUGCCUGGAUGGCGCCGUGGGCUGCGCGCCCCUUUGUGACCACAACCUUCCACCGGCGUCGCCAUCGUGCCCCUUCCCUCAGCUGGUCAGAAUGCCCGGCCGGUGUUGCUUCACCGUGGACUGCCACAAAGACAUCUGGCGCCUUCCAAACAAACACAACCCAAAGAUGACCUUUCCGAAACGACUGCAACCCAAACCACAGCGCCGACCCACGCCUCGGCCUCAUGAAAACGAUCUUCCGGCGACCAAUGAGAUUGUGCCCCUUCACACGACUGGCUGGGAGGCUGAACGUGGCUACAAAUACCUACCUGUGUGGGGCAACCAGAAGAAGUGUCACAUCCUCACCACCGAUUGGUCCCAGUGUUCGCGGAGCUGCGGGACGGGCAUCUCCUCCCGCCUCUCGAACAAGAACCCCCAGUGCAAGCUGGAGAGAGAGACCAGACUGUGUACAGUGCGGCCUUGCAGCGCCACGCAGCCUCUUCCGAGCAAGAGAGGCAGGAAGUGCUCCGCCAUGCAAAAAUCCCCGUCGCCCCUCCGCCUGUCCUUUGGCAAGUGCGUCAGCGUGCGCCUCUACCGGCCCAACUUCUGCGGCCAGUGUCGGGACGGACGUUGCUGCUCGCCGCGCCGCACCCGCACCCUGCCAAUCGACCUGGCCUGCCCGGAUGGCCAGCGCCUGAGAAAGUCGGCCAUGUUCAUCCAGUCGUGCAAAUGCAGCGAGGAGGCCUGCGGCCACCUGAACGACGUGGCCCUGCCGCCGCAGCGCUGGAUGCACGGUGACACGUACAAAUUCAUAGACAAACAGUGAUUUUAUUUCAGUUUUGAUGCGGAGCACGAUGACGUGCCAGGUUUGACAGUGGAUGGGAGGAAGGGCCCUGGUUGGUGUGUGUGUGUGUGGCCCAGGGUGCCUUUGUUCAGACGUGGGAGCUAAAUUAAAGCCCUGAUGCAGCCCCGGACACUUCCCUCCUUCACGAGGGAUAAGCGUGCUUAUUCCGACUUGGAUAUUUUGAGACCCUCCCGACAGGCCGGCCGCAAGAGGAAAUGCUUUGCAAGGCACUUUGAAAACUGACUUUGAACUUCAGCGGCAAUGCAAAAGGACCUAAUAUGUUAAGUGGGUUUCACACAAUUUUUCUGUGGUGUACAGUGAACCCUGAAUUAAUUUUUUUUUCAGGUGGUGGG